AUGAGAAGCUCUGAGAUGAGAAUGGAAAUGCCGAAUCAAAUACAACUAGAUUUGAAAAGUAUUUGGUGCUUUGAAGAGCAGCCUGAUUUGGAAUGUUGCAUGUGCAUGCAGACGGUUUCUGAGGAGCCGUUGAUUCGAACCUUCCGAGUUCUCCAACCAGAAGAAGAAAAGCAGCAUGGUACUAAGACCUUGCAGACAACGAACGGAGAAUGCCUUAUUCUAUACGACCGGCAUCUUUCUUGUUUGUUGAAAGGUAAUGUCCAGUACAUUACAAUCUCGCAUGUCUGGCACAAAGGUAUCUCCGACACUCAGAUUCAAGGACCCUCAGAAAGCCAGGAUCCGGACGUGCAACACUUGGUCUUGCACGUCCCCACCGAGAUAGCAAAGAGUGUCUCCAAGGCUUUGCGCAAGGAUGUUGAGAUUUGGCAUGACUACAUAAGCGUGCCUCAGUGGUCACCGACUGUCAAAACUGCAAUUCUGCAGGCAAUGCAUCGGGUCUACGCUGAGUCGGCUCUUACAGUUGUUCACUUAGAAGAUGUCACGCCAACUAUGAUGGACAUAUUCCUCGAUGGUGAAGACGAUGAAGCUCGCCUGAAAGGCAUGAUUGGGAUUUGCAAUGCGAAAUGGUACAGCCGCGUGUGGACUGCAAUGGAGUACAUCCGAAGCGCGAAAGUGAGAAUUAUGGAUUCAGAGUUUCGACUACAUGGUGAGGAGUCCGCUCAGGUCUACCAAGAACAGCUUAACAAGUUCUGGUCUGAGCAAAUCGUUAAAAACGAGGGUGACGUGAAAGAAUUGGAAGCCCGAUUAGACAUUGGCGAAAAUAUCGUGCCUUGGAAUCUGGGUUCAUUGAGCCUAUGCCGCGCAGAUUCCAACAGCCGGAACUUCGGCCUCGCCUUCGCAUUACUGUCUCGUCGGGGCUGCCGCGACAACUACGACUUCCUCUACGCACUCCAGGGUAUCAUAACCGGGUCUUCGGUUACGAAGCUGGACGGUGAGAACUGGGACAAAUCGUAUCUGAAUCUAGCACAACAGUGUUUGAAGGAGGGCGAUUAUACUCCCCUGCUGAUGACACCAGAGUUUGGACCAGAAGAUGGCUUAGAUGUUCGGAAUAUGCCAGCAAACAAUGUUGCUGAAGGUUACAAUGAUGUUUAUGCAUUUUCUAUAGGGCAUAUGACAUCACCACCAGAGUACCACGAAGCUCUCCAUAUCCUAGAUAAUGGUGAUAUAACCCUCAAGAUGCAAAACGCUGGUAAAGUCUGGAAAUCUGAGCAGUGGGAUGGGUCUUACGAUGAUCUUGCCCACUUUUGCGCACGAAGUCUCGACACGCCGAAUGUAGACGACUUCGCAGACCUUUUUGGCUCGCGACUACAAUUCGGGUUGAAGGAGAACAUGAUGCAAGCUUUGUCUGUUGGCGACCGUCGACAAAAGCUAGAGCAUACGCUUGUCUCACUGUCAAAAGUUCCCCUCGGACAGCCUUGGCCUUCAGAUAGCCCGUAUGACAUUUUUGGUAUUAUCGAGGCUUUGGGUUUAUUGGAAUGUUGGCCAGGGCAGUCACAGUCUCGCUAUGACUUCCAAGGUACCACCGGUAAUGUCUUGCAUUUGACAUGGCGUCGAUUUCGUGUGUGGGUUGCAUGUACAACCUGCGGUGCACGGUCCGUCAACGACGCUGGUUUAUUCAUCCAAAAUGAGCAUGGAGAGGUUAAUGGUACUAUCAUGUAUCGUUUUCCCGGGCUUGGCUACUCAAAUACCCUUCCAAGCGGCAUUUGUCUAUUGGUGGAGGGGAAUGGCAGGAUUGUUGGGCGGGCAGUAUGGGCUACACCGGUUUGCUCAUGCGAAGGGCUGGAGACCGUGAGGCUGAGGAUGCCUGCUCUUCCGAAGCCUCGGCCAAGGUCGGAAUUCUGUGAAGAGUUGGGGUGGACUUCUUAG
Molecule: messenger RNA, 1926 nt
Organism: Colletotrichum truncatum
Lineage: Eukaryota; Fungi; Ascomycota; Sordariomycetes; Glomerellales; Glomerellaceae
Source: RefSeq, a predicted model, not a curated record